AUGGUGGCCUUUGUAAGACAUAAGGUGAACAAACUGCUUAUUAAGGCCCCCGCCACCGGAGCACGCGCCCCCACGGCGAACGAGCCCCCCAUCGGCGCACCCGCUAGCCCCCACAGCGCAUGGGUCCCCAUGGCGCACGAGCCUGCUCCCACGACGAACUACACCCCCACCCACGGGGCACGUCCCCCCACCCGGUGCGCACGCGCCCAGACCCCUGGCGCCCGUGCGUGCCCCCACAGCGCAGGAGACCCCUUAAGGCGAACACGGGCCCUCCCCCUCCCGGCGCUGGCGCCCCCCCACUCGGGCGCACGCGGCCCUCCCUCCUGCUCACGUGCCCCACCUCCCCCUGAGCUGAUUGCUUCUGCGUGGUGUUUAUCAGAAGCAGACGUUUCUCUUGGUGCACACUACAGCGCAGAUGCGCCCCCAACCCCUGCGCAGGCGCCCUACUCUGGGGCACGCGCCCUCCACCCGGGGCACGAGUUCCCCCACCCCCAUCGCAUGCGCCUCCCCCCUAAGGCGCACGCGCCCCCCUCCUAA
Messenger RNA from Rangifer tarandus platyrhynchus (Svalbard reindeer), 537 nucleotides. NCBI's taxonomy places the organism in Eukaryota, Metazoa, Chordata, Mammalia, Artiodactyla, Cervidae. The record is from the annotation of a GenBank genome assembly.